Messenger RNA from Schizosaccharomyces osmophilus, 1152 nucleotides. It is a transcript of the gene cup1, whose product is annotated as mitochondrial LYR family protein Cup1. The record is from RefSeq and is a predicted model, not a curated record. Lineage: Eukaryota; Fungi; Ascomycota; Schizosaccharomycetes; Schizosaccharomycetales; Schizosaccharomycetaceae. The coding region runs from base 1 to 1152 and encodes 383 amino acids. The transcript has a single exon.
AUGCCUUUGUAUCGCUACGUGCAGAGACCCAAGCGUUUGGAUCGAAACACCCGCAUUUGGCUUGCCAAUGCUCGUCCUGGCGGUGAAAAGCCCAAGAGACUUGAACGGAGAUUGAGACGAAAACUAAAGUACACUCCUGCCUUUCCCCGUACAAAAAAAAGGUUUCCACUCCAUCCUCGAACCCGAGUCAACCUUUGCAUCGCCCAAAAAAGAGACAAGCAUUUCUUGUCCAACAUUUUCCAAACCCAUAUAGACUUUGGCUCCCCCUUCCGUUCUCCUUUACCCAUCACAUUAAAGCGCGUGGCAGUGUUCCCUAGGUACAGGACUUUACUUUGUCUCUUGCGAUCCUUUUGGGACCCCCUCGCCGCCAAAAUCCUCUCCGACUAUUUUCGAUCCUACGCUCGAAAGUUUCGAAUUAAACAUCGCGUCGCUACCCCUCAGCAGCAAGCUGAAAUUACAAACCAACUCAAGGAAUGGAUCAACUUGGUUGAGCGUGCAAAUAAGGGUGACCAGCGAUACAUUUUUGAAAUCUUAGCAAAGGUGUAUUCCCAAGACGGUCCCCUUCGACAACGACGACUCCAAUAUCUACAAAAUGCCGGGCCUCCUCUUCCUCCCCAAGACCAUCUUCCCUCCCAUAUUGAUCCUUUCAAGCUGCCCUACAUUUCUCCGCUGUUGCAAAUCGUCUUUCAACUAAAUAAAAAUCACGAUGUCAUCACCAAAACCCCUGCUGAACAUUUCCAGGCCCACUUUGAAAAGUACACAUACCAAGCAAAGACGGCUAUCAAGGCAUGUCACAAAUCCUACAACCACGUUCUGCCUCGUAUCGCCCUCCCCCUCCUCCCUCACGAACACGCCCAUUUGCAUCAGUUAAUGUUCGACGCUUGGACGCGCAAUCCCUCGGUGUUUUCUAAUUAUUAUGUUGCUAAUUUUCACGAAAAACGAAAACGCACCGUUUACCGAAGAAUCCAGAGGUGUAUCCUUCACUUUUUGGCAUCCGUAUGCUAUUUUCCCUAUAAACCAAGCCCUGUUGCCGAGCCCAUGGUCCUUUGGGAAAGCUUAGACGAUAUUAAACUCAAGUUCAGACUGAAACAAUUGUUGCCCAGGGACCGAGAUCCUCCUUCUUCCCCCAUUGACUCUUUACUUGAUGGGUGA